AUGGACAGAGCAGGUCAAGGUUAAAACAAACAACUGCUUCAUUAUGGAUGUUUAGUUUAUUUAACAUUCAAAGAUGAUAAUGGAUAAGAGUAGAACUAUAAGUUAUAUUAUUAGAUAUCUAGUAACAGCUGAUGGAUAUACAAAAAACAAGAUCCUUUUGAAAAAGAAAGAGGAUGUAUUAAAAUACUCAUCUAUUUCUUCAUGUUUAUUUAAAAUCUAUCCUACAUUCUACAAUAACGAGUAUUAGAAAGCUUUGAAGGUGAAAGAAGAGAAAGGAAAGAUAAAGAAAUUUUCAAUAAUUGAAAUGAGAAGUAAUGAUUAAUAUGAAAUAAUUUAGAUGCAUAAUUGGAGAUUCCAAAAAAUAUAAAGGCGAUGGAAGAUGAGACAACUUUGAAUCAUGAGUAAUAUGAAAAAUUUAAAGGUUCUCCAGUUGUUUUUGGUUAAACAAUAUAAUUAUUACACAUAAACUCAAAUAAAUAUUUGUACUAUGAUUCAAAUCAUGUUUCAGAAAUAGAAAGCAACAAUCUAAAAUUGAGUCUAAUAGAUGAACAUUCAGAUGAAACAUGUUAUAGGAUUACUCCAUGUUAUACAUUUUAAUAAGAAGGAUCAGGAAAUAUUUAUCACGAAGAUAUAGUUCAUAUAGUAUCAACAGUUGAUUAAACAAAGAAAAUAGGUGGUGAACCUUAUUUACAUGCUUCAAGACCAAAGAUUUGUAAACAAUUAAAUAUUAUUUUAUUAGUUGAUACAAAAUCAUCUACUUAGAAAGAGAAAAGGGAAGUAAAUAUUUCAACAGAAAAGAAGACACCUUGGAAAGUUAAUAUAUUUGCAGAAUAUUUGGAUGAAAGAGAAGGAUUUUUAAGUAUUUAAGAUACUGUUUGGAUCAAUUAUUCAGAAUAAGAUGUAAUAAAAUAUUUUCUAUUAUUAAUAGCUCAAUCUUAUUGCUAUUAGGGAUCAAAUUAAAUAAUAAGUAUAAAAUCAAAAAUCUGAACUUCAUAUCUAUUUUGAAUAAUGUACUUAAUCAGCUAAUUAUACUAAAUUUGUUGGCAAUUCAAAUGGUUUAUUUACUAUAGAAAGUGAAUCCAUGUAUUAAGGAGGAUUAGUUAAAUGGGAUACUCCAAUGAUAUCUUCAUCAUAUAGACUUAGACAUUUAACUACUAAAAAAUAUCUUAAAGUUAUAGAAGAAAAAAAAGAAGGAGAUGAAAAAUCUCGAUUCUUGUUAACUAGUGUAUCAGAUUAUUAAAAAGCAUCUCUAUUUCAUUUUGAAUUGAUUUUCUCAACUUUAACUACAUACAAUAGAGAAAAGGCUUAAAUCUAUUUAUAAAAAGAUAGUUAUUUUAGAGCAUCAACUUAUGUAGGUUAAGAUUAAGUUUGGUUACGUACUGAAUCUAUUGAAAAUGAUGAAGAAAAUAAAGAAGUUAAAGAAAAGAAAAAAAGUAUUCCAGCAUUUAAUAAGGUCAAAAAAGAAGAAUAUGUAUUCAAAAUUGCAAAAGCUAAUUUUAAUGAUGUAAGAAUGACAAACUUUUUACUUUCUUGUUUGAAAACUAUAAAAGGAGCAUAAUAAUAUAUGGAUGUUUCAUUUCUUUCUGCAGAUAUUAAAGAUGAAAAAUUUUAGAAAUCUUAUAAGGGAUUUGUAGCACAUAUGUAAAGAUUAAGUAAAUGUUUAUCUGAAUUAUAACUAUUUUGUCAUAAUAAAUUGAUUGCUUAUUUAUACAUCGAUUAGGAAUUUGGAUAAAUUAACCAUUUUAUAUAAAAUGUACUUAGAGAAUAAUAGUUUAUAGAAUUAUUAGUUAAAAUUCUUUGUGUAUCAUUUCCUGAUGUAUCAACAUUGGAUACUUUAAAAUCAAUUGAACAAUCAGAAUCUAUGGAUAAAAUAAGAAGAAGAGUAGUUGAUGAAUCCAGUAAGAAUAGAGACUCAUAAAUUAAAAAAGAAUAUUACAAUAGUAAAAAAAAAAUAUGUUCCUUAAUUUAUUAAUUACUUGAUUGUAUAUGCCAAUAGAACAUUAUUAAUCAAGAAUAAGCUUCCAGAUAUAUUCCUAUAUUUGCUUAACAAAGUGUUUAUAUUGAUGAUGCUUUAAAAUGCAUAGUAUAAAUCAUUAGAGAUCAUGAAGAUUUACUUUUAAGAUUGCAUUAAUAGGUUAAUGAAGAUGAUGAUAAUCAAAUGAGCAUGAAUCAAAAUUUACGCCAAUCUUUUUAAUAAGAAUAAGAAAUUGUCAUGGCCAAUCAUUCGAAUGCUUUCUUAUAAUAGUUAACUAUAGAAGAUUAUCGUAGAUUAUAUGAUCAAAUAAUUAAAAAGAUCCUUAAUGAAUCUCAUUUUUAAUUAAAAUAAAGAUGGGAUCUAUUAUAGUUUUAUACUAAUUUAUUAAAAGAGAAAUCUACAUCUGCUGAAAAAAAGAGAGAUAUCAUAUCAUUUUUGCAAUUUGCCUCUACUCACAAAGGCAAAGGUUUAAAUGUUAAUUAAGAAGGUAUUUACAAAUAUUUAAUUGAUGCGUAUGAUAGAGAUAGAGUAUUUAAAGAAGAAGUUCUUAUAAAGUUUGAAGAAUAAAAUAUGAAAAUUAAACUAUUUGUAAAAGGAGAAGAAAAGAACUUUGUAGAAUUCUUUACUAAAACUUAAAAGAAAAAAUAACAUUUUUAAGAAGCUGAUGGAGAUGAAAUAGGUAAAUCAAAAUAAUUGAAUAAUUUCUUGAAAAAAUAAACAGUUAAAACACCUUCAUAAGAACUAAAACCAAAAUUAAUAUUAUCUUUAGUAACUGAAUAGUUGCAAUUCUAUAUUUCGAUGUGUAACACAAGAAAUAAUACUUGGAAAAAAUUUGUUGAAUAAUUUCUUAGAGAUGAUGUUCUGAUUGCUCAUUUAUGGAAUGAAAGAGAAGAAAAUAAAGAAUAAAAUGAAGAAAAUUUAAUAAGUCCUGAUAUGAGAGCCAUCAUAUGUAAAUUAAUGAAUAAAGUUUAUUUGGAUCAAGAGCCUAGAAGAGAAAUCGUAUUUCCAGAAUUAUGUAAAGUAGUUAUUACUGAAAAUGAUAAUUUACUAGUCACUUUUGAAGAUGAAGAAGGAGGAUAAAAUGGAAGAGAUGAAGGAUUAGUAGCUUCGAUUAAAGAAAAAUUAUAUAAAUUUGUCAUAAAAGAAUGUGGUGAAACUGUUGAUAAAAUGUCAUCUUUAUGGGAUAUAAAAGUUGGAGAAGCCAAAUAGAGAGAAAUUUUGAAAUAAAUAUCAACAGAUUGUCCAAAAAUUUAUAAUAAAUUAACAUUAGAAAUGAUUAGAACUUUAAAACUACUGAUAACAUUUGGAAAGUAUAGAAUUUAAUUAGGUAAUUCACCAGAAGAAACAACUAAGUUAAAUGAGAAUUUCUUUAGUAUUAUUAAAUAAUUAUUUGCUAUUUUGGAAUUUGAUCCAAAAUAUCCAGAAUCAAGAAAGAUCUUAUAAUUAAAAAGAGAUGAAGAUAGUAAAAAAGGUGCAAAUUAAGGAGGAUAAUAAUUGUUUACAAAUGCUUUAAAUAUUUUUGGUAAAAUUGGUGGUUUAAUUAAUGUUUUUUCUUUAAUAGAAGAUAAGGAUGCAGGUAAGGAUAAAAAAAAAAAAUAAAAAAAUAUUUAAUUUGAAAGUGGACCUUUGAAUAUGAAUGAAUCUUUUUUAAAAUAAGCAGAUGUUCUAAAAAAAAUAUUAAUAAAAUUUUUAUAAGAAUCUUCAGAAGCUGAUCAAUAAAUAAAAUUGGAAAUCUGUGAUAUAUUGAAUCAAUAUCUUGAUUAAAAGAUGGAUUAUUGUUUAAAUUAAUUCAAAUAAAAAUUUAAAGAUUAUGUGACUAAACUUAAAAUAAUGUCAAGAUUAGAUGAAGGAAAAUUAAAUUUAACAGUAGAAGCAGAUCGUAAAGUAAUAGAAGAUGAAUUUUAAGAUGCGAUAAAAAAAUAAAUUAAAGCAUUAAUACCUUCAAUUCUAAAGACAGGUACAGAUGCAGAUAAAAGAGGAUAACCAAAGAGUGAAAAUUUUAAUUUAGGAUUUGGUUUAGAUUUAAAUUAAUUAGGAGGCGGUUUAGAAGUAUUGGAAUAAUCAAAAGAAAUUGAUGCAAUAGAUAUUUAUACUAUUUUAGGAUUUGAAAUAUUUCCAACUUUGAUAAAUUUAUUUUGUAUGAGUUAAUCUUUAGAUAUGCAAACAAAGAUAUUAAAUAUUUUGACAAGAUUUUAUAAUUAAAGAGAAGAAUUUGCUGAUUUAGUAUCCAAAAUAUUAUUACUUUUUGAUAGUUAAAAUAUUAAGAUAUUUAGUGAUUUAAAAAAGAAAAUGAGAUAAUUAGCUAAAAAUAUAGAUGAAUCUGAAACUUGGAUUAAAGAUCCUUCAUAUCCAGAUAAUGAAGUUAUUUUAACUUAAACAAUAAAAUAUUUUGAAUUUAUUAAUAGUUUAUUGUAUAAAGAUUCUAUAUUGGAAGAUGAUGGUGUAAAGGUAACUUAAAGAAUAUUAAUUGAUGAAUUUAGAUAAUCAAUAAUGAGAAAUUUAAAAGUACAUGAGAUGUGUGUAUAAUUAAUAACUGAUUGUAUAGGAGUGACAGAAAAAUAAUUUGAGGGGAGAACAAGAGAUUUAAUUUAUGAAUUAUUUGGCAAUAUAUUUUAAUUGUUAAAGAAUUUUGCAUUAAAUAAUUCAGCAAAUUAAUUAUUAUUGAGUGAUCAUUUAAAUAAAUUAUAGAUGAAAAUGGAAUUAAAUUUAGGAUAAUUAGAUUUAAUAAAUGAGAUAUUUAGAGAUAAUAAGAGAAUAUGUAUAGAGAAACCUGGUACAGUUAUUGAUAACAUUCGUAAGUUAAUAAAAACAAAUGGAAGAUAAUCAAGAUUUUUAGAAUUCUUUAUUUUAAUAUAAAAAGUAAAGAAGGAAUUUAUUCUAUCAAAUUAAAAAGGAGUUCUUAAUAUGCUUCUUGAUCCAGCUUAUAAGAGUAGUAUAUUUUGGUUGAAAGAUAGAUAAGCAUAAGCAAGUGAAAAGAAUUAAGCUUAAGCAUCAAUAAAACAUGAGUUUGAUUUUACACCUUCUAAAAAUGAUAAUCCAAAUUAUAGAGAUGAACCUUAUUCGUAUCAUUGUACAUUGAUUGAAGUGUUAUAUACUUGUGCAAUAGGAAAAGAAGGAAUGUUAUAAAAUGAAUCUCGUUUAAGAACUAUUAUAUCAUUAAAAUAUGCACUUGAAAUUUUAUGUGCUCCAGAUGGAAUGACUGAUGAUGAUAUUCAUGUAGUUAAUCCAAGAUAUGAUAAAUAUUAAGUUAUUUAAUUAAAGGUUCCAUUAUUAAAAUAUAUUUAUUAUACUUAUUUAGAAAGUGAAAAAAUAGCUGAAGAAAUCUUUAAAUGUAUUAGUGAUAUAUAAGAUUAUGUUAAUGCAGAAAAAAUAAGAAUUGAAAAAUUCUCGAAAUUACCUUUAAGUGGAUAAUAUUAAGAAUAUUUUUACACAUAUUUUUUUAUGGUUAUUAAUGGAUUUUUGAGAUUAUAUUAAAAAGAAUAAAAUGAUUAAAAUCUUGUUCAUUAAAAUUAAGCAUAAGUACAUUAAGAAAUAGAAAAUUUAUUUGGUUCAGUUAAAAAAUUGAGAGAUUUAGUUGAAAAUCAUGAAGAAUUAAAUUCUUUAAAAUUAAGUUAAUAAUAAAUGGAUUUUAGAUUGUAUUUCUUAUGUGAUAAUAUUGUAGAAGAAGAAUUAUUAUAAAAAUAAAAGAAAGAUGAAGAAGAGAAAUAAUAAGCAUAAAAAUUAGAAGAAUAAUUGUAAGAAGAGAAGAGAAAAAAUAAAAAGAAAUAAAAAACAUUUAAUUUAGGAUUAAAUUUAAUUAAUAUUGAAUUUAAUAAAUAAAAGAAUAAACCAGCAGAUUUUAGACAUGAUGAAGCAUGGAAAUAAUUAUGGUAAAUAUUUAUGUAAACAUUUUUAAAUUCAAAUUAAUUGUUAGAAGAAAUAAAAAAAGAAUAAAAAAUAUUUUCUGAGGCUUUAGAGAAAGUUGAAAGUAUUUAUUCUAAAGAUCCUUUAAUAUAAGAUCAUAUAAAUAAAACAGAAAUAUUUAAGAAAUUAAUUACUUUUUUAAGUAAAGGACACAAUUAACCUGGUUGUGAAUAAACAAUUAAAUAAGUGUUAAGAGCAUUGAGCAAUUAUAUAAUAAUUUCAGAAGAUACAGAGACUACUGAAUAAGAUGAAGAGAAAUAAGCAGAAAUGAGAUAAUAAGUAAGAGAAGAUAGAUAGAAUUUUCUAAAUAGUAAUAAUGCUAUGGCAACAAUAUUAGUUAUUUUAUCAGAUUAUAAAGAUCUUAAUAGAUAUAAUUUAUUAUAUAAUAGCUUAUUAAGUUUUGGAAUAGAAAUGAUGGAAGGUGGAAAUAGAGAGGUUUAAAAAUCAGUUUAUAAUUUUUUUGUUAAUUUUACUUCUUCAGAAGUAUUUUUUUUGAGAUUGCAUGAAAGAUUUGAAGAUUAAAAAGCAGAAUUAAAAAAAGAGGAUGAAGAUGAAGAUGAUGUUAGAUAUAAUUUUUAAGAUGAACCUGAAGAAACAUAAAAUACUUUAAGGUUCUUAUAAUUACUUGUAGAAGGUCAUUAUACAGAAUUAUAAAAUUAUAUGAGGUUUUAAUAAAUGAAUUAUCAUACUUAUGAUUUAUUUACUGAUGUUGUUGAAUUAUUGGGUGAAUAUUUAAAUGUAAAGAAAACUAAAUAUUUUUAUUGUAUGAUAUAAUGUUUUGAUACUAUAACAGAAUAUGUAUAAGGUCCUUGUUUUGAAAAUUAAUAAGCCUUAUUUUAAGCUAAUUUUUUAGAUAUGGCUACUAAUUUGUUAGGAUUUGAUGAAAGAUUAGAAGAAAUAGAAUUAAGAAAGAAAAAGAAAACUUCAGAUGAAUAAUAAGUAGAUCCUAAUACUGUAAGAAAGAAGAAUGAAGUAUUUCCAAGAUGGAUGUAUGCAAGAUUGAAAUAUAAAUGUUCUAUUACUUUGUUAUCUUUAUUAGAAGGAAGAAAAUCAAAUGAUGUGAUUAUUAGAUUAGCAAAAUCAUUUAAUUUAGAGAUGUUAAAAGUUAAUAUAAUAGAUAUUUAUGAUAUGUAUAAGAGUCUAUAUUAAGAUCAUUAUACUGCUGAAAUAUUCUCUCAUUUUUCUAUUGAACCAAAAUUUGAAAGUUAAGAAACUGAAGAAGGCAAAAAGAAUACAGAUAUGGCUAGUUUUAUAAUUGAAACAGGAUUCAAUCUUUUUGUUCUUUAUUCAACUUUUCUGGAAGUCAAAGAUCCUUCAGAUGGAGGUGGUCAAAAAGAGGGUGAAAAAGGAGAUGAUAUUAUGGAAUAAUUUAAAGCUAAUAUUGUAGGAGAAGUUGUAUUUCUAGCUAUUAAUAUAGUAAAAGGUGUAAAAGAUUUCUUUCUUAGUUUUGCUUAAAAAUUAAAUUAGGCAGUAAGAAGGGAUAAUAAUGAAAUUGAUUAUGAAUAAUUAAAGGAAUAAAUUAAAGAAAGUAGAACUAAAUUAUUUAAAGAAAGUAUUAAGUUCUUUUCUACAAAUUCUGCCCAUAUUGAAGUAUUAAGAGAAGAUAAAAUGCUUGAAAAAACUUACUUUUAUCUUCUACCUUAUUGUAAAAGUCUUGAUAAACCUACAAAAACUUAAUUCAAUUAAGAGGCAAAAAGAAUAUCAGUUAAAGCUAAAGUAACCUCUUUAUUACAAGAAUCUCCUGAUUUAAUUAAAAAAAUGAAAUUAACUUAUCAAAUAUAGUCUUAUUUGAAUAAAAUUAAAGUUUUAGCUUUAAUCGUUUCCAAGAUUCAACUUUACAGAGACAUUACUUUUAUUUUAGCAUUAACUAUAAAUAUUAUGAUUUUAUUUGUUUUCCAUAAAGAAGUAAAGUAAUGUGAUCCAACAUCAGAUUCUGAUGAAUAUUAAGCAUGUUUGGAUGAUUAUAUUUAUGAAGAAGAUUUAUAGAAAAAAGAUUUGUAGUUAUAAGGAAUAAUUUAAACAUUAGGAAUAAUUGUAAUAGUUUUAUCAAUGUUAAUUGUGUUAUUCUUCUUAGCAUAAACAGCUCCUUUAAUUAUAAAAAAAGCAUGGAUGGGAUGGGAGAAUGACAACUUUAAUAUUAUCAUGUACAUUAGACGAUUGUUGAUGACGGUUGUUUAUUUGGUAACUGAUUUCUAUGUACUAUAUUAUCUUAGUUAUGGAUUCACAGCAUUUUUGGGAACUUUAUAUCAUCCAUUCUUUUUUGCUUUUCAUUUGUUUGAUGUUUUAGUAAGAUAUCCAGUGUUAUUGAAUGUGGUUAAAGCUGUAUGGGAACCUCGAAAAUCUAUUCUAUUCACAUUGUUUUUAUUUAUAGUGCUUAUGUAUGUAUUUUCUUUGGUGGCAUAUUAUUGGCUUUAUGAAAGUUAUCCUCCAAACUUUUGUUAUAGUACAUUUUAAUGUUUAUUAACGGCAGUGGAUAGAUCAUUUAAAUCAGAUGGUGGAUUAGGUGGAUUUUUGACUCCAUCAACUGAUGUUAAACCUAAUGAUGAUGGCUAUUUCUUUCUUAGAUUCUUUUUUGAUAAUGUUUACUUUAUUUUAUUGAUGAUCAUUAUGAUUAAUAUUGUAUCUGGUAUUAUUAUUGAUACAUUUGGUACAUUAAGAGAAGAAUUAAAUGAUUAUUAAUUAGAUCUUUAGAAUAUUUGUUUCAUUUGUGGAUUUGAUAAAGAAACUAUUGAAAAAUCAAGUAAAAAUCAAUUAGGUUUUACUUAUCAUAUUAAGUAAGAACAUUAUAUGUGGAAUUACUUAUUUUAUAUUGCCUAUCUUAAAGAUAAAGAUUCUACUGAAUAUAGUGGUAUUGAAAGUUAUGUAAUGGAUAAAAUUAAAAAUGAAGAUACAUCAUGGUUUCCAACUUUUAAGUAUUAAUUGUAUUUAUUUAUAGAGCAUUAUGUAUGAAUGAUGAUUAGGAAGGUCAAGAAUAAGGAUAAAUGAUGAAUGAACUUAAAUAAAUCUAAGAUGAUUAAGAAAGAUUAUAAGAAUUGUUAGAUAACAUCAAUUAAUAAUUGGAAAAGAUAGAAGAAGAUUAGAAAUAAGGAAAUUAAUGA
Paramecium sonneborni is the source of this 8976-nucleotide messenger RNA. The record is from the annotation of a GenBank genome assembly. Lineage: Eukaryota; Ciliophora; Oligohymenophorea; Peniculida; Parameciidae.